Molecule: messenger RNA, 961 nt
Organism: Saccostrea cuccullata (small rock oyster)
Lineage: Eukaryota; Metazoa; Mollusca; Bivalvia; Ostreida; Ostreidae
Product: L-proline trans-4-hydroxylase-like
Exons: 9
Coding region: 116-961 (281 amino acids)
Source: RefSeq, a predicted model, not a curated record
UCACUGAUUUAAGAUAACUUAAGGCCAUUAGAUAGGGAUUUAUGGACGUUGUCCUUGUGUCCCGUGGAGAGAUAGCCUUAACAGUACACAUAGGUCUCACAUCAAUUGGAUCAAAAUGUCGGCCAUAAACUUUGAAAUUACGGACCAAAGAUUGAAAGAAUAUGAAGAAAAUGGUUUCAUUAUCAUAAGGAAUUUCUUCGAUGAGGAAGAAGUGAGAAAGAUGAAAAAAUGUUUUGAAGAGACAGAAGAAAUGGCCAACCAAAAGAUAUCGCUUGAAGAUGGUUUGGGGAGGGAUGUUGACAUAACAGUGUGGAAUAGUCCCGGAAGUGACGUCACUGGAAUGGCGGCUAGGUCAGAAAAAGUUGUCAAUGCUGCUGAAAAGCUUCUUGGUAACCUUGAAGUUUAUCAUUACCACGGAAAGUUAGUGCAGAAAGAACCUAAAUCAGGAGGAUCGUGGUUGUGGCACCAAGACUACGGUUACUGGUACCGAAAUGGUUGUCUCUUCCCUGAAAUGCUAACUGUAUUUAUGGCAGUAGAUAAAUGUGACAAAACAAACGGAUGUUUGAAGGUUCUGAAGGGUUCACACAAGUGUGGCCGGAUUGACCACAGUAUGGUGGCUGGUCAGACGGGGGCAGACAUUGACAGAGUCAGAGAACUCAAAAAGAAACUUGAAGUUGUUUUCGUAGAACUGAACCCAGGUGACGUCCUGAUGUUCGGUUGUAAUCUGCUUCACUGCAGUGGGCCAAAUAAUUCCGACAGACGGCGCUGGGCGUAUCUGAUGUGUUAUAAUACACGUCAUAACAACCCGGUCAAAGUUCACCACCACCCCUGCUACACACCUUUACAGAAGGUGCCAAAUUCUGCAAUCAAGGCUUGCGAAAAUUACACAGAUUUUUCAGGGAAAGCAUUUAUGGAUAAAGAUGUUAAUGAGACAGUUAAAAUCCAUAAAAAGGAAAGUUAA